GUGGUUUUACGUUCCACUACGUUUUUUACGCUACUUCGAAUUGGAGGUAUUUAAAAUUUUAUAUGAAUUCAGAUGCUCAAUCCGACUAUGGGUUGGAAGUAAUCGAAUGGAGGCAUUUAGAUAAAUAUAAUUUAUCAGCAUAUAUCUUUACGUCAUCAUGCAGCAUACGUUUCUUGAUAUAUCCAUUUAAUUUUAUCAAGUCACGCUUACAACUGCAAAAACAAAAUGCAGUUUACAAAGGAAUGAAACAUGCGUUAGUACACAUUAUUCAAAAUGAGGGUUUACGUGGUUUGUAUAGGGGUUACUUAAUGACAGUUCCUCAAAAUAUUGCGCCACUAAUAUACUGUAAUGCUUACGAGAAAAUACGUGAAUCAUUGAAAUUUCAUCUGGGCUUAUCGUCCGAUAAAUUGGUUUCUUCCUUAGCUGGUGGUACUGUUUCGCUCCUAACUCAAAUAAUAUUUGUUCCAACAGAUAUUACUUCGCAAUAUAUGAUUGUUUGCAACAAUCCCUCUGCUUUUAUUGGUGAUCCUCAACAUGCUGCUGUUUUGAAUUAUAUUCAUCGAAAUAAGGCCAAAUUGUCAUCGAGACCUGCUUUUCAAAUUAUCCGAGCCUUAUAUCAUGUUGAUGGUUAUCGUGGCUUUUUCAGGUAUAAUAAGAUUAUAAAGACAAUCUGA
Molecule: messenger RNA, 674 nt
Organism: Loa loa (African eye worm)
Lineage: Eukaryota; Metazoa; Nematoda; Chromadorea; Rhabditida; Onchocercidae
Product: ribosomal protein L13 containing protein
Exons: 5
Coding region: 63-674 (203 amino acids)
Biological process (GO): branched-chain amino acid catabolic process
Cellular component (GO): mitochondrion
Molecular function (GO): branched-chain amino acid transmembrane transporter activity
Source: RefSeq, a predicted model, not a curated record